AUGCGUGAACGCGAGAGUACGAGCGCCCAGCAGUUUCGUGGCAAGGACAACAGCCAUAACAAUAGCAGCGACGCAGCUGCAGCGGCAGCCAAGCUUCAGACUCGGAGCAAAAGCGAGCCGGCGUCACCGUCGUCGUCAUUCUGCUUCUCCUCCGAUGUACUGCAAAUUUGUCUUGUCGUCGGGUUGGCUCUCGUACUCCGCUGGUGCGUCUCCUGCCAUCCAUACAGCGGCUUUGGCAAGCCUCCCAUGUAUGGUGAUUAUGAGGCCCAGCGCCAUUGGCAGGAGGUAACCGUCAAUUUGCCCCAUACCCAGUGGUAUUCAAACUCGUCCGAUAAUAAUUUGCAGUACUGGGGCUUGGAUUAUCCACCUCUUACCGCUUAUCACAGCUAUCUUCUCGGCAGGGUAGCUCAAGUCGUUGAUCCCGAGUCGGUUAAGCUGCACCAAUCGAGAGGUUACGAGUCGGUUGUGCACAAGUACUUUAUGAGACUGUCGGUUCUAGUCGCCGAUCUGGCUGUAUUCAUUCCAGCUGUGAUUUACUUUAAGAACGAUAGUAAAGAGUCUUUUAUGUUUAAGAAGCGUCACUUUACUUUGGCCACAAUACUUUUGUACCCUGGCUUGAUUCUUAUAGAUUAUGGACAUUUCCAGUACAAUUGCGUUUCACUUGGCUUUUUUAUUGCCGCUGCAUCUGCACUCUUUCAAAACUCACCCAUCAUUGGAUCUAUCUUUUUCAUGCUUGCACUAAGUUACAAGCAAAUGGAGCUCUAUCACGCUCUUCCGUGUUUCUUUUACAUUCUUGGUAUCAACACUCCUGGAAAGAGAAAGACAUUGCUUCCUUGUCUACGUACAUUAAUUUGCACUUCUAUGUCUGUUAUCAUGACAUUUUUUGUAACUUGGGCUCCAUUCUUAAGAGACAAAAAAGUUUUUAUGGAUUUAAUUUUGAGACUUUUUCCAUUGGCAAGAGGUAUUUUUGAGGACAAAGUAGCUAAUAUUUGGUGUGCAGUCAAUGUUUUUUAUAAAUUGAAAAAUUAUUUCACCAACUAUCAAUUGGCUCAAAUAUGUCUUGUAUCUACAACUGUUUCAUUGUUACCAAGUAGCCUUGAUUUAUUCUUCAGACCCUCAAGAGAAAAAUUUUUGCUAGCCCUCAUAAAUUCGUCUCUUUCUUUUUUUCUCUUUUCCUUUCAAGUUCAUGAAAAAUCUAUUUUAUUAGUUGCAAUACCCGUUCUUUUACAAUUCUACAAAGAUCCAUUACCUUGCUUUUGGUUUCUUGUGAUUUCCGUAUUCAGUAUGCUGCCUUUAUUGAUCAAAGAUGGACUAUACUCUGCAUACAUUGCUACACUUAUAUUUUUUAUUGUCCUAGUCUCUUGGAUGUGGUUUGAACCAAAAAUAAGCACGAUCCUGAAACCUAAGGAAGAAAAACUUGAAGAAACUGUGAAACAAGGUUCGAAAAAAGUAAAAGUGAAGAAAAGUGUCAGUGUGUGGACCACUAGUGAUAUUUAUGUUGAUAUUUUGUUCACUCUAUCGCUUAUAGGUGUACUUAUUUUAUCUUUAUGCAGUGGGUUUAUAAAACCACCUAAAAGAUAUCCAGACUUAUACCCGCUACUUGUAUCUGUAUAUUCGUGCGGACAUUUUGUAUUGUUCUUAAUUUAUUUUAAUUACAAACAAUUUUGCGCUGUGACUGUUCCAGCACGAAAAUUCAAAGUCAAGUAACUUAAUUAGUAUUUAAAUGUACUGAACACGUUUCAUUAAAACGCAACAAUACAUAACAUAAAUAAAACUGCUGUGGUAAUAA
Copidosoma floridanum is the source of this 1789-nucleotide messenger RNA. Its product is annotated as dolichyl pyrophosphate Man9GlcNAc2 alpha-1,3-glucosyltransferase. Lineage: Eukaryota; Metazoa; Arthropoda; Insecta; Hymenoptera; Encyrtidae. Gene Ontology annotation, biological process: protein N-linked glycosylation; dolichol-linked oligosaccharide biosynthetic process. Gene Ontology annotation, molecular function: dolichyl pyrophosphate Man9GlcNAc2 alpha-1,3-glucosyltransferase activity. The record is from RefSeq and is a predicted model, not a curated record. Gene Ontology annotation, cellular component: endoplasmic reticulum membrane.